This is a messenger RNA of Pungitius pungitius (ninespine stickleback), 1957 nucleotides long. Its product is annotated as transmembrane protein 182-like. Gene Ontology annotation, cellular component: membrane. Bases 115 to 843 code for a protein of 242 amino acids. The transcript has 5 exons. NCBI's taxonomy places the organism in Eukaryota, Metazoa, Chordata, Actinopteri, Perciformes, Gasterosteidae. The record is from RefSeq and is a predicted model, not a curated record.
GAGCCCCACUAUUUUCCAUAGGUCUGGAGCCGGGCAGAGUGGACGCCAGCGAGCAGCAGUGUGUGUGACCUGAAGCGACUAAGAGCACAGUGAAGGCGGUUUCAGGCUGCAGUUAUGAGGGUGGGAGCUGCGACCUUGGCUGGGGGGUUACUUGGGCUUGUAGGAACUCUGUGUUUCUUCCUGGCCUUUGGUACGGACUACUGGCUCGUGGCCAGUGACAACUGUGGACCGAUGGUGAUUAAAGAUGCCAACGGGACUGAGCGCCAGUUAGUGGAAGCUGUCACUGCUUCUCCUCCAUCUCUCACUCUGCACCACGAGGGCUUCUUGUGGCGAUGUGCGUUUCAGGUGGAACCUACAGCGCACGCCACGCUGGCCACUCUCUUCACAAACCAGCCAGAAUCCAAGGUGUGCAUCCACGGUUAUCUCUUCCCACUUCCUGUUGCAAUGGGACGGGUGCCUCAUCCAAGUUAUGACGCUGCAGCAGUGUUUCGGGGUUUCUGGACCGUGCUGAUGAUCCUUGGCCUGGUGGCAGCUCUGACUGGAGACUUCCUCUUGGUCUGCGGUGUCCCCUUCGCCAGCCGCAAACUGUACCAGCUGGGCGGCGCUUUCCUCAUCGCUGCUGCCUGCUUGUUCCUGUCCACGCUGCUGCUCUACGUGCUGUGGAUGGAGGCGAUGGACGUGGAGCGCUACGUCCUGCAGGAGCGGGGAGAGGGGUGUCACCACCCGCAGGUUUCCGUCCUCUACGGCCUGUCGUUUAUGGUGGCGGCUGCCGGCGUGCCUCUGGAGCUGCUCUCCGGGAUGGUCUUCAUGCUGGUGGGGCGAGCGCUGCGUGCCGCCAAAUGAGCCAUCUGGCUUGUGGAGCAAGAGAGGACUGACCUUUUUUGAUGGACACCACAGGGACACACCGAAGCACACCUGUGGCAUGUAAAUACGGGCGGGACACAAUCGAUACAACAGCACCACAAGCUGAAUGUCAAGCAGCAUGUAGUCAGAAACACUGAUUUUUAGUCUUGUAUAGUCCUGUUUUUUUUCUGCACGACUUUGUGUUUCAACAUCAUUUUCUAUUUAAACAUUAUGGAACGGCAUCGCCAUUCAACCGAUUUCUCUUGUCUGUUGUUUUUGGGGGGGAUUAAUGCUAAAAAGUCCAUGGGCGCAAGGUGAGAGCUGUGUGAGUGUCCCAGCUGGGUCCUCUGUCCUGAUGUUGGCACACAAUCAAAGUCUAGCUGGAGCUCAGUGAGGUGGGAGGGGAGAAUGGCUGCACGGACUGAAGACAGAAACGGUGGGUUUUGAUGGGGAUGGAGGGGCAGAGGGAUGCCUAUAUUGUUGGGGGGUUACAGAGAGAGAAUUGGUGCUUGAAGGGGGGCACAAGUGGGGGCUUUGAGAAAUGAACAGCUGUUUGUGUGUAUUGGUUGGUGUACAGCGGGCCGGCCACCUGCCUCCUUUGCCCCAAUCCCAUCUCGGUCCCUCAUUGAGACUAUGACACUCGCUCUGUUCUGCCUUGUGCUUUUCUUUAUAUAUAUAUAUGUAUAUAUGCAUAUGUGCUUUAAAGACCUCAGUAAUCAAACACGUCAAAAACAUGUUCAAUCCCAUACACACUCAUGCGGAGAAUGAACUGUUAAUAAACAAUAAAAAUGUAUUAUUGAAAUACUGUAUAUCCAACCUGUGUUGAGAUGGCCUCACAAUGCAAUGAUGUAACAAAGCCCCCCCCCCCCCCCCCUGAAAAUCCUUAUCUGUGUCAGAGGGUAUCAUUUUGGUACAUUGUAGUCCAUUACAUGAGUUUUUCCUACGUCUGUAAUGAUCAUUCCUGAUCACAGAUAUAGAAUAUAUAGAACACACUUGAUUUUGACUUGUGAGCAGUUUUAAUCUCAAAAAAGCUUUUAUGAUAAAGUGUGCUUUAUCUUUGUGUGUUUAUUUCGUAUAUUGUCUUUCAAUAAACAAUAAAACAAAUUAAAACCUC